This is a messenger RNA of Copidosoma floridanum, 514 nucleotides long. Its product is annotated as 14 kDa phosphohistidine phosphatase. Gene Ontology annotation, biological process: peptidyl-histidine dephosphorylation. Lineage: Eukaryota; Metazoa; Arthropoda; Insecta; Hymenoptera; Encyrtidae. Gene Ontology annotation, cellular component: cytosol. The record is from RefSeq and is a predicted model, not a curated record. Gene Ontology annotation, molecular function: protein histidine phosphatase activity.
UCAAUUGUUUUGACUUUCGCCCGGCGAACUCUGCAAGGCAAAUUUUCAAGCAAGCAUAGUUUAUCCACGAUGUCUGAAACGCUAAACAAAGUGGUUGAUGUGGAUAUCGAUCCCAAUGGAGUUUUCAAAUACAUUUUGAUACAUGUCAAGGAUAAUGGGAUGGAAAAGAAAAUUGUGAGAGGCUACCAACGAUGCGACUACCAUGCCGACAUAUUUGACGAGACGGAGGCUGUCCUGAAAAAGAUAAGCUCGAGUUUGAAAGCCAAAUGCCUGGGCGGUGGCAGAAUCAAGCACGACGCGGCCGACAAAAAGCUCCACGUGUACGGAUAUUCUCAGGGAUACGGUAAAGCCGAUCAUGACAUCAGUGUGAGCAUUUUGAAGACAAAGUACUCGGAUUACGAUAUCACGUGGUCCGAUGAGGGAUACUGAGCUUUUUUAUGAAUAAUUCAAGAUUCGAUUAACUAUGAUUACUUGGUAUGCUAUAUUUUACUGCUGUGCGAAAAAUAAUUGAAAU